UGUUUGGUUUUAUAAAUGGGUCUUAUUAACAGACUCCAGCAAGCAAUGAUAAUUGUUCUUAAUGAGUUGAUUUCUGUCCUUUCAGCAUUGGAACGGAUCUUGGCUAAAAUGCUCCCUACGUUGCUUUUUCGGUUUUUCUUCAGCAACAGUAAUGAAUAUUAUCAAGUGAAGUAUUUCCUUGGAGCUAUUGUUGGAUUAUGCAUCGGAAGCGCACUUUACUUUUUGCUGGUUCAUCCAUUAACCACCUUAAAUGACCAGAUAAAAAUCUGCAUGUUUAUUGUUAAUAAUGCUAUAUUUUCCUUUGGAUGGGCAAUGUCCACUAAUUUCCGCUGCUCGACAUUGAUGAUAUUCCUGCUUAUCCUGUGCCAAAGGACAGGUGCCCUAACAACUACAGUUGCUAUCAAAGCAAUCACUGAUGGCCCUGUUCCUAAUAUGAUGAAAAAUAUAGAACUACUUGUAAUGAGCUUUGAGUGUACAGGAGAGAUGACCCUUAACCACACAAAGAUGAUGUACACAUCAAUGAUGGAACCUGUAAAGAGGAUAUUUGGUCAAUUGACGAAACGGUCAUCGAAUUUGACAAAGGACACCAAGGAAAUAACUGAUGAUUUCCGUGAGGUAGAAGAAGAAGUUGAAAGCACUGAGGGAUACGACAAUGUGAGAGAGAAAGAACUGAUAACAGAAGAAAUCGAGAGAAACAAAACGUUACUAAUGAAUACUCAGAAGAAAUUUAGCAUGAAGACUUUCCUGCGCUGUGAAUAUCUCUUCGAAAUGGGCAUAGGGAAGUGCCAUGAAUGGUUUGAUCAGAAAUAUGAUGAAUGCAUGGAGACAAUAUGGUUACCUGUUCUCAAUCAUGCAUUGUGCUGGCCAAUGAAAUUGAAAUUUGUCUGCGGCGCUUUAAAUUGGUUCCUGCCAUUGUGCAAGAAGCACAUCCGCAUCGACCCUUUGUUUGGAGAACUCUAUGAUAAUAUCAGUGGGGCCAUUGACACAUUCAAGCAAAAUGUCACCAUAGAUGUUCAAAUUACGGUCAGAAACAAAACCAUAUUUGAUACGACACUGAAGAAAGUCAAACAAAAUGUGUCCGAAACCGUUGAAGAGAGCGAAUCAGUUUCACAGAAAGCUAUGAAGGCUAUAAAAAUAGUUUUGUCUCUACUCUUCCUCCAAUACAUCAGUUCAGCUUUUGGCUAUGUUAAGAAUUACAAUUCAAACCUUCGCCACGACAAUGUGUACAUAACAACGUACUUCAAACAAAUCGACGCUCGUAGGAGGAAGCAGGGAAAGAGGCACCUGCUACCGCUUAAAAAAGGGGAACGUGCAGAUUUAAUUUACCCAAUAAACUUUGCCCUCCAUGGACCAGAGGUGAAAGCAUUGACAAGCGCUAUGAUAAAGUGCAUCCCGCUGAUUGUUAUUUGCCUGCUUUUACUUGGACUGGAUUUGGGUGUCCAAAAUAUCAUGGACAUUACUAUCAAGCAUUCCAAUAUUAGCUACAACUUUGGCUUUAAACACAAUCUAGAAGUGAUUGUUGGUGGCACCGGAUUCCUGGCAAGAUUUCUCCGGAACACAAUCGGAAAUAUCAAUACGUCCUCUAAUGCGCUUCAUGUGACCAAUAAUACUGUUUGUCUGGCGCAACCGAUUCAUCUGACGUCCCAGCAAUAUAUCGGCACUUGUUUACUACUGACCAUCACGCUGAUCCUUCCUUUUGUCCAGAUAUACAUGAGCCGACUGCGCAGAGUCCUGGCUGCUUACUUUUACCCUAAGACGGAGAAAAGGCGAAUUCUCCAUCUCUAUAAUGAGCUACUGAGGUACAGGGACUUGUAUUUAAAUAUAAAGAGGAAGAACUUAAUGAUCACUGCCAACCGCCACAGAAACUUUAUGAUGUCUAUACCUGGUAUGCUAUUCCGACAAAUGAAAUGGCUGAGAGUAAUUAUAAAGCGACGCUGUUUGGUUUGUAAUGCCAAAGAAACCAAGACUUCCUAUAUUUGCAAGACAUCAAACUGUGACACAGCCUACUGCCUCGACUGCUGGAAGGAGAUAAAGAAAUGCUGCUUUGUUUGCUUACCAGAUGAUUUGAUUGAAAAUUACUUCUGUGAAGACUAAUACUACAGUGAUGGCGGCCCCUCCCCUUUUUUUAAUAUAUUUUGUAUAAUAUACUUUUGUAAUAUAUUUUUAUAAAAUAUUUUAAACAUAUUUUAUAUAAUCAGUAUUUAAUAAACUUUUCUAAAUA
Xenopus laevis (African clawed frog) is the source of this 2221-nucleotide messenger RNA. Its product is annotated as E3 ubiquitin-protein ligase DCST1. Lineage: Eukaryota; Metazoa; Chordata; Amphibia; Anura; Pipidae. The coding region runs from base 16 to 2094 and encodes 692 amino acids. The transcript has 15 exons. The record is from RefSeq and is a predicted model, not a curated record.